GGAGUGGCCACUUCCUUCUGAUACCUGAUCCUGGCUGUGAGGUCACAGUUUCCUCAUAAAUAAGAAGUCUUGUGAGAGGGAGGACUCCACUCAGGGACAAGAGCAGCCCUCAGCUCACUUCGCCAGCUUCUCAACAUCUCCAUCAUGUCCUUCAGUGCUGACCAAAUCGCUGACUUCAAGGAGGCUUUCCUCCUCUUUGACAGGACUGGCGAAAGCAAGAUCACAUUAAACCAAGUUGGUGAUGUGCUGCGUGCUCUGGGUACCAAUCCAACCAAUGCAGAGGUCAAGAAAGUUCUGGGAAACCCCAGCAAUGAAGAGAUGAAUGCCAAGAAAAUUGAGUUUGAGCAGUUCCUACCCAUGAUGCAGGCCAUUUCCAACAACAAGGACCAGGGAAGUUAUGAAGACUUUGUUGAGGGUUUGCGUGUCUUUGACAAGGAGGGCAAUGGCACAGUCAUGGGCGCUGAGCUUCGUCACGUGCUUGCUACCCUGGGUGAGAAGAUGAAGGAGGAGGAGGUGGAAGCCCUGAUGGCAGGUCAAGAAGACUCCAAUGGCUGCAUCAAUUAUGAAGCCUUUGUCAAACACAUCAUGUCCAUAUAAAUGGAACUCUCCAGAACAAGUGAUCUUUAUGAAGACUGACUGGAAACUAAGUCAUGAAUUUUAGGAACAUUCAGAUUCAACUUUCCAGAUCAGUUGACCAACAAGGCAGGAAAAACCAAAGGAAUUUGGACUAUAUUAUACUGAAGGCCUCCCCAAUUUUUUAUGUACCUUCAAGUUUCCUUCUCAGUCCUCAAGUUAUAUUUCUACUGCACAAGUCAAAUGUUUGCAGCAGCAAACAACCUGGACAAAGUUUCUACAGGUCUCAAGUCUAAGUUAUCUCUCUUACCAUGCUAUCCACCAUGGGUAAAUGUGUACCCUUGAAAGAAUCUAACAAUCAAUA
Molecule: messenger RNA, 937 nt
Organism: Vombatus ursinus (common wombat)
Lineage: Eukaryota; Metazoa; Chordata; Mammalia; Diprotodontia; Vombatidae
Gene: MYL1
Product: myosin light chain 1
Exons: 7
Coding region: 145-597 (150 amino acids)
Cellular component (GO): contractile muscle fiber; myosin II complex
Molecular function (GO): calcium ion binding
Source: RefSeq, a predicted model, not a curated record